AUGGUCGUCGCGGUGGUUUUCAGUAUCACUUUCGGGAAUGACGACAGCGCCGCGGCCUUUCUCGGCGCCUUCCAAACGAUGAAGCGUCAGGUGAUGGCGCAGGAGCCCGGGGCCCUUCUGUACGAGCUCCACCAGUCCGUCCACGAGGGCCGCCCGGUCCCCCGGAAGUUCAUCGUUCUCGAGCGCUACAACAGCCGGUUCGACCUCGAGGAGGUCCACCAGCGGAGCCCGGCCUUCGCGGCGCUCCAGCGCGAGCUCCGCGCCCUCGAUGUCGUCGCGCAGAGCGUGGAGGUGCUCGAAAGCGGCGGGAUCGCGAACGGGGCGUCGCCGGGGCGGCUGGAGGGCGAGGCGUGCCCACCGGAGGGGGGGCAUCCGCUGCUGAAAAAGCGCGUCCUCGUGUUCGGGGGCUCCCAAAGUGGGCGGGACCCCGCCUACGCAACCGAGGCCUCCCGCCUUGGCGAGCUCCUCGCGCGGCGGGAGAAGCGCGCGCUGGUCUACGGCGGCGGCACCUUCGGCAUGAUGGGCGCCAUCGCCAAAGCCGUCAAACGUGAAGGGGGAACAGUAAUCACGGUGAUCCCAAGACCCCUUUGCGGGCAUGAAACCUCCGGCGAUAUGAUCGGGGACCUUGUCUACUACACCGAUACGAUGUCGGAGCGGAAGAGCAUCAUGUUUGCCUGCGCGGAUGUGGUGGUGGCGCUGCCCGGCGGCACCGGGACCUUUGAUGAGCUGCUGGAAGUGAUCACAUUAUAUCAAUUGGACGCAUACCGCCCGAAGAUUGGUUUGUUAAACGUAAAUGGGUACUUUGAGCCCUUUCUAUCGCUGUUGAAGCACAUGGUGACGGAGGGCUUUACCUCGGAUACCGUUUUCUCGUCUAUUAUCGUGGCAUCCACCGCCGAUGCCUUGAUCGAUGCUCUCAAUAAGUAUGAGCUGCCACCUCUUCCGGAAAAUAGGUUAGAAUGGCACGUGCGGCCUUAA
Molecule: messenger RNA, 975 nt
Organism: Phytomonas sp. Hart1
Lineage: Eukaryota; Euglenozoa; Kinetoplastea; Trypanosomatida; Trypanosomatidae
Source: the annotation of a GenBank genome assembly